This is a messenger RNA of Drosophila suzukii, 2568 nucleotides long. RefSeq names its product Glutamine:fructose-6-phosphate aminotransferase 2 (gene Gfat2). NCBI's taxonomy places the organism in Eukaryota, Metazoa, Arthropoda, Insecta, Diptera, Drosophilidae. Gene Ontology annotation, molecular function: L-glutamine:D-fructose-6-phosphate transaminase (isomerizing) activity; carbohydrate derivative binding. Gene Ontology annotation, biological process: UDP-N-acetylglucosamine metabolic process; protein N-linked glycosylation; carbohydrate derivative biosynthetic process. The record is from RefSeq and is a predicted model, not a curated record.
UGGCUGUAACUGCGUGUGCGUGUGAGUGAGAGCGGGGGCGGCGCGUGUGUGAGUGCGAGCGGGAGAGCAAGACGAAGACGUGUUCUUUUCGGCCAAGCAGAAAGCAAAUAAUUGUUUUAUCAGAGAAAAACAAAAAAAUUCCCAGUAAGUGUCGCGAUAAAAACACGACAAUCGCAUUGCAGCCGUCGCAGAAGCGAAGAAUCGGCCUCAGCUGACCGGAAAGUUAACGUUGCGACGUGGAAAAUCACGAAAUCAUCAGCGAAUCAACAGAAUUUCAACAGAAUGUGUGGCAUAUUCGCUUACCUAAACUACUUGACGCCGAAGUCGCGACAGGAAGUCUUGGAUUUCCUGCUGCAGGGCUUGAAGAGAUUGGAGUACCGCGGCUACGCCACGGGCAUAGCCAUCGAUGCCCUGAAUGCCGGGGAGGGGGAGUCCUCCAUUCUGCUGGUCAAGCGGACCGGGAAGGUGAAGGUCCUGGAGGAUGCGGUGGCGGAGGUGUGCCUGGGCCAGGACUACUCCAUGCCUAUAGACACUCACAUUGGCAUUGCCCACACGCGCUGGGCCACCCACGGUGUGCCCUCCGUCAACUCACAUCCCCAGCGAUCCGAUGAGGACAACAGCUUCGUUGUGGUCCACAAUGGCAUUAUCACGAACUACAAGGAUGUCAAGACGCUGCUGGAGAAGCGGGGCUAUGUCUUUGAAUCCGACACGGACACGGAGGUGAUAGCCAAGCUCGUCCACCACCUGUGGCAGCAGCAUCCUGGCUACACCUUCGGCGAGCUUGUGGAGCAGGCCAUCCAACAGCUGGAGGGCGCCUUUGCCAUUGUUAAGUCCAAGCACUUCCCGGGCGAGUGUGUUGCCUCCAGAAGAGGUUCCCCACUCCUGGUGGGCAUCAAGGCCAAGACCAAGCUGGACGAUCACAUACCCAUUCUGUAUGCCAGCCACCGGCCACAUGGCCAGCCGCAGCAGCAGGCCUUCCAAGUACUUCGCGGCGACUGCAAAGCGGAGUUUCAGCCUUUGGAGCGCAAGGAAGUGGAGUACUUCUUUGCCUCGGAUGCCUCGGCUGUGAUAGAGCACACAAACAGGGUGAUUUACCUGGAGGACGACGAUGUCGCGGCCGUUAAAAACGAUGGCACGCUCAGUAUCAUCGCUAAACAAAUCUCUGACGAUCCACAUGCCAGGGAGAUCCUCACCUGAAGAUGGAGUCCAGCAAUCAUGAAGGGCAACUACGACUACUUCAUGCUCAAGGAGAUCUUCGAGCAGCCGGAAUCGGUGGUCAAUACCAUGCGUGGCAGGAUGAGGUUCGAUACGCAGACCGUGGUCCUGGGUGGCAUUAAGGAGUACAUACUGGAGAUCAAGCGUUGUCGCCGCUUGAUGCUGAUAGCCUGUGGCACUUCCUAUCACAGUGCAGUGGCCACCAGGCAGCUGCUGGAGGAGCUCACCGAACUCCCGGUAAUGGUGGAGCUGGCCUCCGACUUUCUGGACAGGAAUACGCUCUUCAGGGAUGAUGUGUGCUUCUUUAUCUCCCAUCGGGAGAGACGCGGAUACUCUGAUGGCCUGAGGUACUGCAAACAGCGAGGAGCCCUCAUCGUGGGCGUGACCAACACGGUGGGCAGUAGCAUCUGCCGGGAGUCGCACUGUGGCGUCCACAUCAACGCUGGACCCGAGAUCGGUGUGGCCUCCACGAAGGCCUACACUCAGUUCAUUUCGCUGGUUAUGUUUGCUCUGGUCAUGUGAGAUCGUCUGUCGCUGCAGCAGCGGCGUCUGGAGAUCAUCGAUGGCCUGUCGCAGCUGGACAAGCACAUCAGGACCGUCUUGGAGCUGAACUCGCAGGUGCAGGAGCUGGCCAAGGAGCUGUACCAGCACAAGUCGUUGCUCAUCAUGGGCAGGGGUUUCAAUUUCGCCACCUGUUUGGAGGGAGCACUGAAAGUCAAAGAGCUGACCUAUAUGCACAGCGAGGGAACUGCUGGAGAAUUGAAGCAUGGACCCCUGGCCCUCGUGGACGACGAGAUGCCGGUGCUGAUGAUCGUCCUGCGGGAUCCGGUGUACACCAAGUGCAUGAAUGCCCUGCAGCAGGUCACGUCCCGCAAGGGCAGGCCGAUCCUGAUCUGCGAGGAGGGCGACAACGAGACGAUGUCCUUCUCCACGCGAUCGCUUCAGAUCCCCAGGACCGUGGACUGCCUUCAGGGCGUGCUCACGGUCAUUCUCCAGCUGCUGUCCUAUCACAUCGCCGUGCUCCGCGGCUGCGACGUGGACUGCCCCAGGAAUCUGGCCAAGUCGGUGACGGUGGAGUAGGCAACCACAAAUGUCUGGCUUGGCCGCAUCAAGAAUUCCAUUUUAGUAUCUGCCUGAAAAUAACAAACCCUAGGAUUAAGUUGAAAUCUUUGGUAUUUUCGCGGUUUGAAAACAGAAAACAAUUACAAUUAACCCGCUGUGCCCCUUCCGGUGGAAGCCGGUUCUGUUAACCCCCCGCAUUUUAUAGUCUGUACUGACCCCUUGUGUUGUGAAACUAUUACUUUUUGUGAAUGUGCAAUUGAAAUAUAAAUAUUUCCAGAUUUUCUCUAAAAU